AUGUCUGAACCGUUGGAAGUCCAUGAUCCAGCUACAUUGAUUCAUCAGUUUAUUGCACUGACUACUAUAGAAGAUGGAUCAAACACUGCCAAUGAAUUUACCUUGAUCUUGGGUGAAUUGAUAACCGAAGGCAAAAUGUCAUUACUUGAAUUCAUUCAAUUAUUGGGUCCAACUUUAACCUCAGAUAAAGAUAGUGUUAGAAGCAAAGCCGUCCACUGUCUAAGCUCAACAUUGACUAAUUUGGAACCCAAUACUGCUACAAUUACUAUGAAAGAUGUCAAUGUUUUAAUUGACUUUUUGCUUUCCAAGUUUGAUGAUAAUCCCAGUUUACAAUAUUGCUUGCGCUUGAUUGAUUCCUUGAUAGUGUCGAAGAAUUUCAAGCCAUCUGCCAACGAUAAUUUGCAAAAAAUCUUACAACGGUUGAAUAAACAAUAUUAUACUCCAAGAUCUCAUUUGGCCAAAGUAAGAUAUUAUGCCUUCAAAGUUCUUCAGUCGUUAUUAUUGAACCAUAAAGAUUAUAUAACCAUCAAUCAUUACCAGCUAUUCACGGAAACUUUUAUCCAUGUUGCUACUGGAGAAAAAGACCCUAGAAACUUGUUAAUAUCAUUCCAAUUGAACUCCAUGAUCAACAAAUCUUUUAGUCAGUUGGACCCAACUCUUGUCGAACAAUUGUUUGAUGUCUGUUUCUGUUACUUCCCCAUUACUUUCACUCCUCCUCCCAAUGAUCCUUAUGGUAUUACCUCUGAACAGUUAAAGACUGGCUUGCGUAAUGCUAUAGCCUCUCAAUCAUUAUAUGCCAAAGAUCUGUUUCCUAGUUUAUUUGAAAAGUUAACGUCUACAAAUCCUACUAUUAGAAAUGACGUCUUGAUAACUUUAUUGGAAUGUAUUGAGAGUUAUUCACAAGAAACAAUUGUACAAUAUUGGCUUUCUAUUUGGAACGCAGUUAAGUUUGAAAUCUUGCAUAAUGAAGUUACCACUCAAUUGAAGCCAAAUGAAGAUUAUCUUAUCCCACCCAAUUAUAUUACUCAAUAUGGUGAUGAUUCCGAAGAAAAGACUCUUUUAUUAGUCUUGGAUUUAUUCACUAAGAUCUUGGAUAAAUUUGAAGAUAAUUAUGACGCUUUGAAAAGUUACCUUGAUAUUGUCAUUACUGAACUAACCCCUAAAUUGAAAGGAUUAAAAGAAAAGUCAUACAAACAUUCCAUUAUUAUUUUGUCGGUUCUUGCUUCUUGCAACGAAUCAAGUUUCCUAACCAUUUCUAAAUUCUUAUUUAGUACCGAUAUUUGGGGGAAGUACAUUGAUAAUGAAACUAUCACAACAAUUGAGCACCAAAAUGAACCUUUGAAUACUUCCAAACAAAGAGAUUUAAUUGAUAGUUUUGGAUAUAUGUUCAUUGCCUAUGAUAUAUUGGCAUCAAAUACAAAUUUGGACGAUAGUUUUACUCAAACAAACAGUUUAUUUACUCAUAAAGAUCAUUUGUUGAUCUUUAUGGGUCAAUUAUUGCAGUCAUCUUCACUUUUGGAAAAGACAUUGAAGUGUAAGUUAAUCCAACAAUUGACCAAAUUGAUCAGAUUACCUGAAUAUUUGAAUCCACGGGAAGACUUACUCGUUAUUACUUAUUUUAACGAUAAUUUGAUAAGCACAAUUGAUCAAGAAAAGACAUCGUGGGAUACAGAUAUUGUUUUAAGAGAAAUUGUUUUGAAUAUGAAGAAACUUAGUAACAAUGACGUAAUCAUCUCCAUGUUUAUUGAACAAUGUCUUCCUAAUAUAUUGAAUCAUUUAACUGCCGAUUUCCCCUCGUACCCUAAGAUUUUAAAUUUAUUGAGUGAAUUGGUAUUCAAUUAUAGAAUGUUGGAAACGUUAUCUAUUAGAUUAUUGGGGAGAUUAACUGAUGCUUCUACCUUUGCAGGUGAGUCUCAAUUUGGCAAACUAAUCAUUGAUACCCUUGUUAAGCUGAUUAUUAAUUCUCCAGAAAGUAUAUUAAAGGUUAAUUUUGAAUCUUGGUACAAAAACUUUAUACCACGUUUCCUAACCUCUAUUGUUAACCAUAAUAUUGAUUCUAUGGAUUAUGGUACUAUUGAGGCAUGUGGUGAGUUUUUGGGUUUAGUGAUAAGAUUAACCCAUAAACUGAAACAUCAAUUCAUCAUAAAUGAUUACAUGACAAGAUAUCAUGGCACUAGUUUUGAGUCGAUGAACAAGGCUAUCAUUAUUUCCAACAGAGUAUUGAGCAACAUUGAUAAGUCAGUUGAUUAUUCACCUGACUACACCAGUAUCAUUGGACUUCUUCAGCAACGUAAUGGAGAUGAGUAUUUGAGAUUAAGCUACUUACAAACAUUGGCAAUCAUCAUGAAUAAGUUUACAAAGGGUAUUGAUGAAGAAUACCUUGAAGAAUUAUACGGAAAUUUAACACUGAUUAAGCAAGUUGAAUUAUUUGCUUGGGUUAUUAAAGGAUUGGUAAUGAAGUUGGAUCCCUUGGGGGUAAAGUUUUUGUUAAAACUUGUUACGAAAUUAAAAGAAGAAUCAUCACCAGUGGCUAAGGCAUUCAAUAUUAUUUAUAUUGAUUUACCCAAUUUUAUUCCAUUUCAUUUCCCCAAUUACAGCAAUGGCAGUGGACCAAUAAAUGAUGUUCGUAACUUGAACGUCAAACCACUUUACAAGCAAUUUACAUUUGAGCAAAUACUUCCCGAAUUAAUUGAAGGGUACACUUCAACAAGAAACACAACUUAUUUAGUUGCAUUGUCAUUGGUAUUGAACAAUUUACCUAGUUCUAUUUAUCAACCUCAUUUGAAACAAAUUCUUCCCUUAAUUAUGAAUAGUCUUGUGUUGAAUAGUCCCAUGUUGAUCAAAGCAUCUUUAAUGACUUUAGAAAUGAUAAUUGCUGAGGAUUCCUUGGUCAUGGACCAAUUAGAUACCAUUGUUCCUCGAUUACUUUCAUUAUCAUUGAGUGGAUCUGCAGAAACCAGAACAUUAAGUUUGAAAUGCAUUUAUAAUUUAUUCAAUGGGUUUCAGCCUCGGGAGAAAUUAUUCAAAUAUAAACAACAAACAUUAACCCAACUAAUUCCAGUAUUAGAUGAUCGAAAGAGACAUAUCCGAAAGAUUGCUUGUGAUAUUCGUCAAGAAUUAUAUGAGAUGGAUGUCUAA
Messenger RNA from Lizanozyma spartinae, 3138 nucleotides. It is a transcript of the gene MET18, whose product is annotated as Met18p. Gene Ontology annotation, cellular component: cytosolic [4Fe-4S] assembly targeting complex. NCBI's taxonomy places the organism in Eukaryota, Fungi, Ascomycota, Pichiomycetes, Serinales, Debaryomycetaceae. The transcript has a single exon. Gene Ontology annotation, biological process: iron-sulfur cluster assembly. The coding region runs from base 1 to 3138 and encodes 1045 amino acids. The record is from RefSeq and is a predicted model, not a curated record.